Xenopus laevis (African clawed frog) is the source of this 705-nucleotide messenger RNA. It is a transcript of the gene rps27.L, whose product is annotated as ribosomal protein S27 L homeolog. NCBI's taxonomy places the organism in Eukaryota, Metazoa, Chordata, Amphibia, Anura, Pipidae. The record is from RefSeq and is a predicted model, not a curated record. The transcript is spliced from 4 exons. The coding region runs from base 153 to 407 and encodes 84 amino acids.
AAAGCUGCCGGGGUAUUUUACCAGUGACCUUCUCAACAUGGCGCAGCUUUCCUUCCCUGACGUCAUUUGUGGGCGGUCUCUGCGUUCUGCCUUAUAUACAGGACUCAGCUUCCGGUCUCCCUCCUUUUCUGCAGCGGCCGCAUCCGGAGAACAUGCCUCUCGCUAAGGAUCUCCUGCACCCCUCCCCCGAGGAGGAGAAGCGCAAACACAAGAAGAAGCGCCUGGUCCAGAGCCCAAACUCCUACUUCAUGGAUGUCAAAUGCCCAGGUUGUUACAAGAUCACCACCGUGUUCAGUCACGCGCAAACUGUCGUCCUGUGUGUCGGCUGCUCCACCGUCCUGUGUCAGCCCACGGGGGGCAAAGCUCGGCUCACAGAAGGGUGUUCCUUCAGAAGAAAGCAGCACUAACCGUUCCUGGCUGGAGAUGCGUCGGGAGUAAGCUGUGUAAGGACUGACUGACCAAUGUGAAGGAUGCAGUACAGUGUGGGGGAGGGGGUCACCCCAAUCCUAUCUGGACCCUGUAGCUUUACCCCUGUCUGUCAAUAAAUUUUGGAUACAAAUUGCUUUCAGCUCUUACCUGUUAUUUCAAGGGAUGUCUGAUUAACUCUGAGAAUGGAUGCAAUCCGGUCCCCCCAUCGAUAUUUAAGGGUGGGGGUGUACUCUGUGCUACAUUUUGUGCUUCACAUUAAAUAUUAUUCUGAUCUCA